AGGCUGGCGAGACUGGACGAAGGGCCAGGGCACCGAGGCUUCGCUGAAGGUGAGGGCUUCGCUGCCCUCGGCGCCGAACGCCUUCGGCCACGCGUGGAGCCCGGACGGUUCCUUCAUCGGCUCCGUGACCGACGCUGGGGUGGCCGUCUACGACGCGAGGAAUGAUUACAAGCAAGUCCUCGAGAUGGAGAGGGUUGCUCCAGACGUCGGCGGGCGCAUGGGCGGCGCGCGGAAUCUCUACUUCUCCCCGCAGAACUCGUUCCUGGUCUCCUACGAGAAGUGGGACCCACAGUACCCCGACAACGUCCACGUGUGGGACCUGCGGGAGGAGCAGGCCGGCAAGCGGCUGCACUCCUGCUCCCUCAAGCACUACACCAGCGGGGCUCUGCCGAUGCAGGUGGUCAAGUGGACCUCCGACGAGGCCCUGUGCCUGCUGUACGUGCCAGGCCAGGGCGUGCUCAUGCGGAAGGGGGACCUCUCCGACGACGGCGAGAACGUGAAGACCAUUCCCGAGGAGAACAUCUCCAAUUUUGAGCUCUGUCCUGGGUCGACGGGAGAAAACUGUUACAUCGCGUUCUCCGUCCCAGAGAAAGACAGCAUCGUCGCGAAGGCCACACUGUGGAGCAUCGGAGACGUCAAGAAGCCGAUCCUCUCGCUCCCGACCACCUCGAAGGUGAAGGACCUUACUCUGAAGUGGAACGCCGAGGGCAAUGCGCUGCUCAUCCUGGCCAGCAGCGACGUCGACGAGACGGGCAACUCGUACUUUGGCACCACGCACCUGUGGUUCGCGAAGGUGGACGGCAAGUCCAAGCCCCUGAAGAUCUGCGGCGCGGAGGAGGGCCUCGUGCAGGACCUGUCUUGGAACCCGGCCAAGAAUGAGUUCGCCACCAUCGUCGGCAGUUUCCCCGCCACCGUCGCGCUCUACGACGGCAAGACGGGGAAGCUCACCUCGACGUUGGGCACGACGAAACGCAACACACUGAGGUGGAAUUCCUUCGGGCGCUUCCUGGCCGUCGGAGGCUUCGGGACCCUGCCGGGGGACUUGGACUUCUUCGACCGGAGCUGCGAGGAAACCGUCAGCUCGCUGCGAGCGGCGUUGACGGUGAAUUGCGAAUUUGCCCCAGACGGAAGGCAGUUUCUCACAAGCACCGUCGCGCCGCGAAUGAACGAGGGCAACCAGAUCACCAUCUUCAGGUACACUGGCGAGACCCUCAUCCGGAUCGACUACGUCCCAGAGAAGGUGGAGGGCCGGCACGAGGACACGGGUGCCGGCGCAAGGACGAAGACGCAGGCCCUGCUCUUUGCGGCCAGUUGGCGCCCGUGUCCGGACACCUACAAGGACACGCCCGCAACCCCGAGGCCAGCUGGUGCCCCAAAGCGGAAGAAGGGCUUGCCAGAGGGCCAGACCGCGGAGGUGAAGACGACGGCGGCGUGGGCGGUCAAGGGCCCAGGAGCCAGCUCUGGAGGCUCCCUCGUGGCCGCCAUGAUGCGCGGCGAGGUGAACCUCCCUUCGAACGACGCCCCCUCGGGUGGCCGCGGUGGACCCGGCUGGGACACGGAGGUGGCGAAGCCGCUGGAGGAGUGGGAGAUUCGGAAGCUGGAGAAGGAGCGGCAGAAGGAGGCAGAGAAGAAGGCGGCCGAGGAGGUGCAGGCGCGAAAGCAGAAGGUCGCCAGCGUCGAGCAGGCGGAGAAGGAUAGCAAGAAGAGGCUGAAGGAGCUCAAGCAGAAGCUCGAGGAGCUGGAGGCGCUCAAGGACAAGGAGUGGGACGAGCUGACUGAGGAGGACGAGGCCGAGCUGGAGGGCGAGAUCGAACUGCGGGACGAGAUCAAGCUGCUCGAGAAAAAAAUCGGCGCAGCCUGACGCUGGCGCAGACCCCGGCUGUGUGAAGGUGGAGGGGCUCGACGCUAAAGCCCCCGCGCCCCGGCGCUCCGGCACAGCACCGGGCGCUGUAAGCUGGCGCGGGCGCAGCAUUGGCCCGCACGAGUCUUAUCGGCUUCCUUCUCCACCCCCCCUUCCUCCUC
Molecule: messenger RNA, 2022 nt
Organism: Prorocentrum cordatum
Lineage: Eukaryota; Dinophyceae; Prorocentrales; Prorocentraceae
Source: the annotation of a GenBank genome assembly